AUGUUGGAAGAUAAAGAAAGAGAGAGUCAAGUUCUUGAAGGUGAAGAAGAGUGUUUCGGUGGAGGUGUGGAUGAUGAAGCUACUCAAGUUGAGGAUGAUAACUUCGAAAAGAUUCAACAAAUUGGUGAACAAGAGUUGGCUGAUUCAAGUAAGAGUAGUGAAAUGGAAAACAAAAAGACUGAUGGUGACGAGAAUGAUGAUGGCUUGAUGAAGGCUCAAGGGAUUAAAGAACCAGAGAGAUACAAGGAAGAAAGCAAGAUUCAAGAAAUGGUUGAAGAAAAAACAGGUGGUCAAGAGAAGAUAAACAAUAAGGUUGCCAAGAGAGAGUCUGAUGGGAAAGAAACCCAAACUGACGAUGCUAACUUAGAAAAGAGUCAACAGAUGAUGAAGAAGAAAGAGUUGGUCAACAUGAGAUUCCUGAUUCAGUUACAGAGAGUGAAGACAGCAGUAGCUUAA
Messenger RNA from Eruca vesicaria subsp. sativa (arugula), 456 nucleotides. NCBI's taxonomy places the organism in Eukaryota, Viridiplantae, Streptophyta, Magnoliopsida, Brassicales, Brassicaceae. The record is from the annotation of a GenBank genome assembly.